Molecule: messenger RNA, 3570 nt
Organism: Neolamprologus brichardi
Lineage: Eukaryota; Metazoa; Chordata; Actinopteri; Cichliformes; Cichlidae
Source: RefSeq, a predicted model, not a curated record
UAUCAGCACCACUGACUGAUUUAGGAACAGCAACAGCGGCGGCAGCUCUUCAUUCACUCUCCCCUCUCAGGACCGCUUUACCGUGGUGCGCCCCAGACGCGCGCUCUCCUCACUUCAGGAUGGACUCGUCUCCUUCUCUUCACCUUUACCACUGACUGUGACGCUGCCGUAGUUCAGUGGGAGUUCCCGGGGGAGGGGGCAGGAACUGUUCUUCUGUCCGCUGUUUCGCCUUUCCCCUACUGGGUUGUGUAUUGUUUUGAUUGAACUGCCAGCGUACGCUCCAUCUCCGGGCUGCAGUUCCGAGAUGGGGAUGUAUCUGCAUCUGCUGCUUUUGCAGUACUAUUUCGUCUCGAGUUUUGUGUGCAACGCCAUCGCGUUCGUGGAGGAGCCCUUCGGAGGGAGGUCGGACGGGUACUGCGGGCGGAUCCUCCGGGCGCAGACCCAGGGGACCCGGAGGGAUGGGCACCAUGAGUUCAGGCUCAGAGUGGAGGGAGACCCGGAUACCUACCGGCCUGGCACCACUUACAGAGUGGUCCUCCUGGCAACCAGCCCUGCUUAUUUCAGAGGCUUCACUCUCAUCGCACUGAAAGAGGGCAGAGAGGGCACCACAGAUGACGACUACACCGGCCAGUUCCAGAUCAUUGAUGAAGACGAGACACAGUUCAUGACCAACUGCCCGCCCGCGGUGACAGAGAGCACGCCUCGCAGACGCACCAGGAUACAGGUCUUAUGGACAGCACCACCCAGUGGGACUGGCUGUGUUAUACUUAAGGCGAGUAUUGUCCAGAAGAGAGUCAUCUAUUUCCAGGAUGAAGGCUCUCUCACCGUUCAACUGUGCGAGAAAGAGGGUGAAGCUACGCAAGCUCCUGCCAUUGAGUGCUGUGCCUGUGGAACCGCCAAGUACAGACUCACCUUUUAUGGAAACUGGUCAGAGAAAGUACAUCCUAAAGAUUAUCCAAGACGCGCCAACCACUGGUCAGCUCUGAUUGGUGCAUCCCACUCCAGAAGUUACGUGCUGUGGGAGUACGGAGGCUAUGCCAGUGAGGGAGUCCGUCAGGUGGCUGAGUUUGGCUCCCCCAUCAAGAUGGAAGAAGAGAUUCGACAGAAGGGAGAUGAAGUACUGACCGUCAUUAAAACGAAGGCUCAGUGGCCUGCGUGGCAGCCUCUCAACCUGCGAGCAGCUCCCUCGGCAGAGUUUUCCGUAGACAGGACGCGUCACCUGAUGUCCUUCCUCACCAUGCUCGGGCCCAGCCCAGACUGGAAUGUGGGGCUGUCAGGAGAGGACCUCUGUACCAAGGAGUGUGGCUGGGUCCAGAGAUCACCAAACAAGCCCACCGUUCCUCAGGAGAAGAUCCGACCUCUGACCAGUUUGGACCACCUCCAGAGCCCGUUCUAUGACCCAGAGGGCGGAGCAAUCACCCCUGUGGCCAGGGUAGUGGUGGAACGCAUUGCUAGAAAGGGGGAGCAGUGUAAUGUGGUCCCCGACACCAUAGAUGACAUAGUAGCAGAUAUCGGACAAGAGGAGAAGGAGACAGAUGACACGCCUGAGACGUGCAUCUACUCAGGAUGGUCUCCCUGGUCAGCUUGUAGCAGCUCUACAUGUGAAAAAGGUCGCCGGAUGAGACAAAGGAUGCUGAAGGCCCAGCUGGAUCUCAGCGUGCCGUGUCCCCACACUCAAGAUUUCCAGCCCUGCAUGGGCCCAGGAUGCAGCAGAGAGGAGCCCUCGACGUGCAUGAUGUCAGAGUGGAUCAGCUGGUCGGCCUGCAGCGUGUCCUGCGGGAUGGGGAUGAGGUCUCGAGAGCGAUAUGUCAAACAGUAUCCCGAGGACGGCUCGCUCUGCCAGCUCAACACCGAGGAGACAGAGAAGUGUGUUGUCAACGAUGAAUGCUCACCCAGCAGCUGCGUGGUGACUGAGUGGGGGGAGUGGGACCCCUGCAGCGUCACCUGCGGGAUGGGCAUGAGAACAAGGGAGCGUAUGGUAAAGAUGCCCCCUAUAGAUGGAUCCAUGUGUAAGACCGAGGUAGCUGAAGUGGAGAAAUGCAUGAUGCCAGAAUGCCAUACCAUCCCCUGCAUGCUGUCGCCUUGGUCGGAGUGGAGUGAGUGUAGUGUCACAUGUGGACGGGGGAUCCGAACACGGCACAGGAUGCUGAAGUCUGAUCCUGCAGAGUGCACUGAAGAGCUGGAGCAGACAGAGAAGUGCAUGCUGCCUGAGUGUCCUGUCGACUGCAUGGUCUCAGAGUGGUCAGAGUGGUCAGAGUGCAACAAGACCUGCGGUAAAGGACACACCAUUCGGACCCGUAUGAUCAAAGUGGAGCCACAGUUUGGAGGCAGCUAUUGUCCUGAGACCAUCCAGAGGAAGAAGUGCAAGCUCCGGAAGUGUCGGCGAAAACCGAUUAAGGAGGAAGAGGUGCCAGGUUGCAGGAUGCAGCCGUGGUCUAGCUGGACAGAGUGCACCAAACCAUGCGGGGGAGGGAUCCAGGAGCGUUUCAGGGUGGCAAAGAAAAGAACAAAGUCCAAAGGCUGUAAGGACAGGAAGGAGAUCCGUGCCUGUAACGCUCGGGAAUGCUAGGGGGCACUGCUAAGCUAGAGAGAGGCAGGGAGGUGUGCAGUGGAUUAAACGUGAAAAUCAGAAUUCAUUAAAAACAGUGGUGACAGAGAUUGAUUUUUUUUUUAUGUAGCUGGGAGGAGACGUACAGGAUUAUUAUGGGUUAUUAUUGGAAAAAUCUGAGGAUUUAAGUAAGGAUUUAAGAAAGGGAAGGAAUAAGAAGAAUAAGACAUAAUGACAUGCUGUUUUAGUGACGAUUUUGUGGACAUUUAGUUAACUGGGUUCAUUUAUUUUCCUUUUAGAGCAUAGUGGAAGUAUUAGAGAGAAAGCCUGUGUCCUGCAAAAAAAAAAGAAAAAGAAGAAGGAAACCUGACGCUAAAGUAACCUAAUACAUAUUUUGCAACAAACUUUAACUUUUUAGUUAGCUUUUGUUUACUCCUAGUAGGAAAGUAUUUUCACCAAUAUCUCCUUGUCCUCUGCAGCACCUCCAAAACAUUGAUUUAGCUACUAAAAAACAGGAGCUGAGCUUUUUAGUGAAAGCUGGAUACUUUUAAUGUACUGUUUAUGUAAAGGCUCUACUGGGGAGAAUUCAAAAUUAGCAUUAGCAAAGUGGAUUACACGCUCUGUAUUGGAAAUAUGUUAACCUGCUUUGUCCCUAUUAAGAUGCCUCCUAUAACACUACCAGACAACUUUAAUCUGACCAUUAAAUGCCAUUAAUACUGUGAUACUACUUUACUUUGAUUUAGUGUUUCAUCCAGUGCUACUGUUAUAUUAAGAUUUGUUGCACAUGAAAAAUAUUAGUUCAGUGAGAACUAUUAUACAUCUGUACUAUAAGGUCAGACACAUGAUAACAGGAGGAGCAGGGUGGAGGGCAGUUGCAAAGCAGCUUGUAGUGACAGUGGAGAAGCUGGAUGGAUGAAUGUGUAGAAGGGAAUCAGCCGGGAUUGUGACCGAGUGGGAAGUCGUGAUCUGUCUGGACUAAUGCCAUGUUUAAUUAUUGCUCUUAGUUUGUGUGGUAAAAGGAU